AUGUCCGAGGCCACUAUUCAGUAUGCUAAUUUUGACCAUCGGACCAUUGGUACUAUCAGGGGAAUAAAAACGAAUGAUGUUGUACAAUUUCUCGGGAUCAAGUACGCGUCUCUUCGUCACUGGUUCGACAACCCUGCACUAUGUUCCUAUGAUGGCACGGGUAUUGUUUGCGACCGACUUGGGCAGCAGACGAUAUCCCUGCCCGAAGCAGUGGACCAUGAGUUGGAUGCUAUCCAGAAAAGGAUAGAAAAGCCUGAAUAUCCGGGUAUUUCCGGAACCGAGUGCCUGAACUUGAACGUUGUAGUUCCAGCUGGUGCAAGAAGUUCCAAUGGCAUCCCAGUCCUGGUUUAUAUACAUGGAGGUGGCUUCUCUGUGGGAGCAAACUGGUGGCCACAGUUUGACAUGAAGCGCAUUGUGCAGCUUUCCGUUCAUUUAGGCACACCAAUAAUUGGCUUCAUGACUUCCGAAGAGCUUCGUAUGGCUGGAUACAAGCCCAAUCGCGGCUUGCAUGAUCAGAUAGUUGCGUUGCAGUGGGUGCAAAAGUACAUCGCAGGAUUCGGUGGUGAUCCUAGUCAAGUGACUGUUGCCGGUGAAAGUGUCGGAGGACCCGUACGCCUCAUGUAUACUGAGAAGGCUCUAGCCUCUCGAAUUGUUGUCAUGGGUGGUUCUCCGCCCUCUGUCCCACCGCUAACAUAUGAGGUGACUGAGAUUGCGUAUAAGUCAAUCAUAGAAGCCUGGAGCCUGGAUAAACUGUCCACCACUGAGCGUCUGGAAUCUCUUGAGAAUUCAUCUACAUGGGCUCAACAUUCUCAGAUCCGAGGCCUACCUCUGCUCCCAGUAUUUGACAAUGAUCUCGUGCCCUAUCGUGAGUCAUUCGAGCUCAUAGCCUCGGGAGAUUAUACUUUCAAGGCGAAGCAAUUUGAAGGCGCCAUGAUUGUCUACUCUCCAUUAGAUGCCAGCAUAUUCGCAUUUAUGGGCCUAUUCUCUCAUAGGAAGUCUGUCGCGGACGAGUUCGCAACUCAUCUUCGCACCAAGUUUGGGAAAGACAAUGAUACUGCCGAACAGCUUUUGAAACUUUAUGGUAUCUCACCAGAUCUAGAGAACCAGGAUGUCUUACUUCGUGUGUUGGAAUUCGGAUCAGACAUUGGCAAUGAAGCUGCCGCUCGAGUGCUUGCUAAGAGACUACCCGGGGACGUGUUCCUGAUGCAAUUUUCCGAACCGAACCCUUGGGAUGGCCCGUUCAAAGGACGCAGUACACAUAUUCUAGACGUUGCAUUUCUCUUCCAGAAUUUCAACGACCAUCUCAACGAGACGCAACAAGCAUCCGCGGUACGGUUUGCCACAGAUGUUAUCACCUUCGCCUGUGGGAAAAAGCCAUGGGAGCCACUAUCAACAGUCCAAGGAACAUCGAUUUUAAAGGAUGGCCGCCAACAGUCAGUCAAGGGCGACCGCGCGUUCUCCGAGAGGUAUAGAGAGUUAGUUAAGAUCGCCGCAUUGAUUGACAUGGAUUCUUUGUUGAAUGCAUGGACCUCAUUCGUAUUCGCAGCUUAA
This is a messenger RNA of Fusarium mangiferae, 1551 nucleotides long. RefSeq lists its product as uncharacterized. The record is from RefSeq and is a predicted model, not a curated record. Bases 1 to 1551 code for a protein of 516 amino acids. NCBI's taxonomy places the organism in Eukaryota, Fungi, Ascomycota, Sordariomycetes, Hypocreales, Nectriaceae. The transcript has 5 exons.